Messenger RNA from Ctenocephalides felis (cat flea), 2592 nucleotides. RefSeq names its product rho-related BTB domain-containing protein 2 (gene RhoBTB). The transcript is spliced from 18 exons. The coding region runs from base 1 to 2181 and encodes 726 amino acids. Lineage: Eukaryota; Metazoa; Arthropoda; Insecta; Siphonaptera; Pulicidae. Gene Ontology annotation, biological process: small GTPase-mediated signal transduction. Gene Ontology annotation, molecular function: protein binding; GTP binding; GTPase activity. The record is from RefSeq and is a predicted model, not a curated record.
AUGGACAACGAACAGCCGCACCAAGAGCUGGUGAAGUGCGUCGUUGUCGGCGACACCGCAGUGGGCAAGACGCGUCUUAUAUGCGCCCGCGCCUGCAACAAGCACGUCUCACUGUCUCAACUGCUCAGCACGCACGUGCCAACAGUCUGGGCGAUAGACCAGUAUAGAAUUUACAAAGAUGUGCUCGAACGCUCAUGGGAGAUCGUGGACAGUGUUAACGUCUCACUGAGGCUAUGGGACACAUUCGGAGACCACGAGAAGGACCGACGGUUUGCCUACGGCAGAUCGGACGUGGUUCUUUUAUGUUUCUCAAUAACAAAUCCGGUAUCACUAAGGAACUGUCGGUCUAUGUGGUACCAGGAAAUAAGGAAAUUUUGUCCCCAGACUCCAAUUUUGCUGGUAGGCUGCAAAAACGAUCUCCGGUACAUGUACAGAGAUGAGACCUAUCUAUCUUAUUUCCGGGAUAGGAGCCCGUUUGUCCGAGCAACUCGGAAGAGCGAUUUGGUGAUGCCAGAUGAGGCGAGAGCAGUCGCACGAGAUUUGGGAGUGAGUUACUAUGAAACUUCAGUUUUUACGUAUUUUGGUGUGAAUGAGGUGUUUGAAAAUGCUAUACGUGCUGCUUUGUAUGCUAGAAAACAACAAAGAUUUUGGAUUACGAAUCUCAAGCGUGUUCAGAGGCCCAUUUUACAGGCCCCAUUCUGUCCGCCCAAACCUCAGCCCCCCGAAGUGACUGUAGCUGCGAGUGCUUACACCGAGCACAUGUCCAGCAUGUUGUCGUCGCAGCAGCACACCGACAUGGUACUGGUCACUGGAAGCGUCGGCUUUCCGGUGCACAGAUUUGUAUUAGCCGCUAGCUCAAAUGCAUUCCAUAGGUUACUAACAAUGGAGUUUUCCGAUAUCGGAGCGAGAAGUAGCAGCGAGUCGAGCAUGGUCAGUAGUACAUUUGGUGAGGCGACUGCAGGGGAAUUUAAUGAAGAUACUGAAUAUCUUAUAAGAACAGAGCAAAAAAAAUCAAUUAGAGUUUGGGAACAGUUGAAACGUAGAAGUAGUUGCCAAAUAUUGUCAACGUCGGAACACAAAAAAUCUAAUGAUUUCUGUAGAGAGUUGCAUCAUCCUGUUUUUCAAUCAAUUCGUAUUACACAGGUUGAGGAAUCAGCAAGCGUUUCCAGCAAUCAAACAGUAGUGACUCUCAGUAAACUAAUUACUCCGCAAGCAAUGCAACAAUGUUUGAGGUUUAUUUACACUGGCAGUAUUGAUCAGAGAUGUCUCGAAUUACAAGAAUUAAGACAGGCUGCAGAAUUCUUAGAAUUAACACAAUUAUUGGUAGUUUUAUCAAAUACUCAAACGGGUCAGCAAUUUACCAAGUCGAAUGAAGAAGCUGUCGAACAUUAUUCAUUGUCAAUGAGACGCCGGCUUGAAGAGUUGUGCAUCGAACAAGGUUUGUUUUCUGAUAUCAGCUUCGCUCUGGAUGAUGGAACCUACCCUGGUCACAAGCCUAUGCUAAUAUCUCGCUGUGAUAUGAUGAGGGCCAUGCUGACGGGCCAAUUCAGGGAGUCGCAAGCCAAAGUGAUCGUUUUUCCCGGUGUGCGACAAUAUACAUUUCAUAAGCUAUUAUGUUAUUUAUAUACAGACGAAGUGCCAGCCAUUUCUGCCGCAAGAUGUUUAAAUAUAUUAGAAUUAGCAAAUCGAUUAUGCCUUCCCCGUUUCCUGAACCUAAUUGAAUUUCGUGUGAUCGAGGAUUUAUCAAGACUUUCGCAAAACGAAGGAAAUGAAUCUAUUGAACAUUGUCUUCGGCUUUUGGAACCGGUCAAGUUGCAUAAUGCUCACCAGUUAGCAGAAUGGUGCAUGAACCAUCUUUGCGUGAAUUACAACAAACUUUGUCGCGCGUCACCAAGAAGUGUUCGAUUGUUACAUCCUGACAAUCAGGAAUAUUUGCGUGAGCAUCGAUGGCCACCAGUAUGGUAUUUGAAAGACUAUGAUUACUAUCAACGAUGUACUAAUGAAAAUAGCAAAGAAAAUAAACUCAGGGAUUCCAAUAGUGACUCUGGCUGUUUGUGUUUCAAAUCAGGAAAAUCGCGCAGCUCAUCUAAGGAACCAGCAGAAACAAACAUCGACGUUUCUACUAAUUUGUUCCAAAGUAAUGCGAAUUCAGUAAAUCAACUUGAAGACAUAACACUUUGACAACAAUACAGUGAGCAUUGGAGAUCUCUUCGAUUUGUUGUGAUUCUUCCAGUGCUCAUCAUUUUCAUCUGCACCAUUUUGACCAUUCUUAUCGUGUUCCAAACUUACACAUGAAAAGCUACUGAAAAAGAAAUAGCAUUAAGUUUAUAUAUAAGUAUAAUAUAAUCACAAUAUUGGAAAAAAUCCACUAUGCAUAUAAUAUAUGCACACAAAUAAUAUCUCAAUUAUCUAUAGAAAUUUAAAUCAAUCAAUUAUUUUAUAUACUUUUACAUAAUAACUGCACACACUAAAAUAUAUGCUUAUAGUUUUCAUUUCCCACAGCAGCAGAGCAUACCUACUAAAAAAUAUGUUAAAACUGACAUCAAAUAAUCUUGUAAUAAUGUUAAAAACUUAGCUAGAAACUAAAACACA